Messenger RNA from Gekko japonicus, 2326 nucleotides. It is a transcript of the gene RBM42, whose product is annotated as RNA binding motif protein 42. The transcript has 10 exons. The record is from RefSeq and is a predicted model, not a curated record. NCBI's taxonomy places the organism in Eukaryota, Metazoa, Chordata, Lepidosauria, Squamata, Gekkonidae. Bases 34 to 1446 code for a protein of 470 amino acids. Gene Ontology annotation, molecular function: mRNA binding.
UGUGAGGCGGCUGGCCUCCGAAGGGUUUCUGCUAUGGCGACUCCUGCUAUUCCUCCGCCGGGAGGGCCCCCCGGGAUACCCGGGGGGAAACCUGGACAAGGACCCGCAGCCGUCGGGGGAGGCGCGAAGAGCGGGGAGGAGCGGCUGAAGGAGAUGGAGGCCGAGAUGGCGCUAUUUGAACAAGAGGUGCUGGGCGCUCCUGUUUCCCUACCUCCCGUGACUCCUGUGGUGGAGGCUGUCCCUGUUGCCCUAGCAGUGCCAGCCGUGCCUGCGGUGUCACCGGUCCCCGUCAUCCGCCCUAUCAUUGCCACCAACACUUACCAACAGGUCCAGCAGAGUCUGGAAGCCCGAGCAGCAGCCGCUGCCACGGUGGUGGCUCCUAUUGUGGCUCCCCCAGUACCUUUUGUAGGUCCAGCUGUACCCCCACAGCGGCCCCCGAUCCUCCGACCGACUUUUGUGCCUCAUGUCCUGCAGAGAUCUGGUGGUCCCAGGCCCAUGCCCAUGCGGCCUCCUCAUCACCAGCCCAUGGUGGGGCCCCCCAUGCCAGGUCCUCAGGGCCCCCCGAUGCUGAUGGGUCCGCCAAUGCAGAGAGCCCCCGGCCCACCUCUCGGAGGCAUAGGGCCCAUGCGACCCGGUCCCCCCGUGAAUACCUUUAUCGGGAGAGGGCAGGUUGGCCCCGGGAUUCCUGUCGGCCCUCUGGCUCCAUUGGUGCCCGUCCCUAGGCCUGUUGUGGCCCCUCCCAAAGUGAACCCCACGGUCAUCCAGGCGGCCCCUACUGUGUAUUCUGCCCCGCCGGUGAAGAAGCAAGAGGAGGAGCAUCGAGAGCCCCCGCCCCCUGUGGUAGAGGAGAAGGAGCCGGUCGGGCUGGAGGAGCCGGUGAUUGGUCCCAGCAUGCCAGAGGCGGAGCCUGUUCCGCUGGUGGACCUGAGUCGGCUCCCUUCGCUGCGCGCACAUGAGCCUCCGCCCGCCCGCGGGAAGCGCCCCCGAGGACCUGACUCUGGCUUCGUACCCGUCGAGCCCGUCGUGGAGAACACGCCCGAGGACAAGAAGAAAGCCAAGCAGGAGAAGCUGAAGCGCUGCAUCCGCACAGCAGCUGGCACUUGCUGGGAGGACCCCAGCCUCCUCGAGUGGGACGCCGACGAUUUCCGGAUCUUCUGCGGGGACCUGGGCAACGAGGUGAACGACGACAUCCUGGCACGCGCCUUCAGCCGCUACCCGUCCUUCCUGAAGGCCAAAGUGAUCCGGGACAAGCGUACCGGCAAGACGAAAGGUUACGGCUUCGUCAGCUUCAAGGACCCCAACGAUUACGUCCGUGCCAUGCGGGAGAUGAACGGCAAGUACGUCGGGAGCCGGCCCAUCAAGCUGCGCAAAAGCAUGUGGAAGGACCGCAACAUCGACGUGGUGCGCAAGAAACAGAAGGAGAAGAAGAAGUUGGGGCUGAGGUAGCCGGGCAGAGAUGGACGUUUACGGGCCGCUCGCCCUCGGAUACGUGAAAGCAAGGAACCAUCCGGGCAUCUCCGAGCUGUCGAGUCCUGCCCUCUGGUGGGCAGAAUGCCGAUGGCAGACAGGCUUUGCGGGUAGGAGAUCUCGAGUUCCCCACAGCUCCUCUGCCAGCCAGCGAAGCUCAUGUUUAAGAUAUGUGUGCGCAUAAACCUCCUUAUGGCUCCUACAGUGUUUGGAGUGGGCUUGAUACUAAUGAGACUUGCAGUCCUCCACCCUCUUCUGGGGAGAAACAUCUCAGCGUAACAACAGUUUUCAUGGCAUGGGAGGGGGAGGAGCGUCUUAACCAAAUAAACGUGUCUCUAUUUUGUUUUCUUACUACUUCCACUUCAGUUGUUUUUACCGAGGCUUUGUAGAAUGGUUUUCCUCACUUCUUGGCCUUUUUUAUCUUUAUUAAAACAAGCAAACAGCAAAAGGAAGUAUAAAAGACAAAGAUACAUAAGGUACAUAACCAUCCCUUUCCCCUUUACGACCAUGGAUAGAGACUUCCCUUACCAGCGUAGGGCAAUUAUGGUAUUAAUUCAGUCUCUUCUAUUGCCAGGUCCAUCCUGUGUAUCGCACCUGACCGUAGUAGGUCUAAUCCAAGUCUUGUCUCUGCUUCUCUGGCAUGCUGUUCAUUUCACAGGGAUUUAGAUCAUUCUUAUUUUUAACAACCAGUCUUGUAACUUAGGAGUUAUUUUUGUUUGUUUCCAUUGGCCUUUCUGGUGGUUAGAGGAAUCUCUGCUUGUCUGAUUUGUGUGUCAGGAUUUCUUGACAGUUUCCAAGAACAAUUCUUCCUUUAACCCUUCAACAAUGUUUACUUGAUUUUUAAAAAAUAAAAACUGUC